GUUGCAUAAAGGAGAGCGAAAGUCAGCGUCCAAAAAAUAAUCCCGUCCCGACAUGUUUUCUUCGGGGCUUUGUUUUGUUAUGUACCGCUAGCCAGGCCUCCGAAUAAUGGCCGUCGUGUUGUCAUUGUUGCUGUAGGGAGAAGUCGACACUAUUAAGCAGGCUUUCAUUAGCAAAGCAAAGAUGCCAGCUCGUAGUGUUGUGUCCAACGGCGUUCCUGCCAGUACUGUGAAGUACUCCAGGUUAGCCACUCAUGACGACGGCUACAUUGAUUUACAGUUCAAAAGAAGUCCACCCAAAGUGCCGUACAAAGCCAUAGCGCUCGCCACGGUCCUGUUCUUAAUCGGCUCGCUGUUAAUCAUCAUCGGCUCACUUCUCCUGGCGGGAUACUUUGGAGUCACUCACUCCGACCGCACCAUUCCCGUCCUGGUCAUAGGAAUCCUUGUUUUUCUUCCUGGAAUUUACCAUCUGCGAAUAGCUUAUUACGCAUCGAAAGGAUACCCGGGAUACUCCUACGAUGACAUCCCAGACUUUGAUGACUAAAUGCGUUGUGUCUUGAAGCAGAACGACGUCCUCGAAUUUGUCACACGUCCCCGCUCAGUGAAGGAUGUAAUUUUAGUAGCUUUUUAAAAAAAAAAGUUCCUUCGCUGAUAUGAAGCAAAUAUUGUGUGAUACAUGUCAUCGUUUUGUUUUCCAGUAAAUUAAAACCUCUGCAAUUUAUGACUUAAUUCAUUAUUAUUAUUUUUUUGAUUAGGUGCUUACCUUAUGCUGAGAUAUUUACAUGGAAACUUCUUUUUCCUCACACGACAAAAUGGCUGUGCAGACAAUGUAGCGGAAUAAUGUAAAAAUAAAAGAUGACUUGUUUUUGGCCCAAACUGUAAUUGUGUACUACAAACAGCUGCUUGAUUGUAGUGUAAUUAUGACUUUACUACUGCGUUAGCAAGUGUAAGUGACACAUUUUGAUGUACAAAUUAUUUGUUACUGUGCUUGAGUAGAUUUUUCAGUAUUUCUUUUUCUGGCCACUUUUUAACUUUUAUUCCCUACAUUUGAAAACCGAUAUGUCAUUUCUAUUCUUUUGUCAAGAUAGUCUUUUUUUUUUUUUUUUUUUGGUCAACCUUUGAGGAUGAAGACACAGCAUAAAUAAAGAGAGGUAAACUCA
This is a messenger RNA of Phycodurus eques (leafy seadragon), 1157 nucleotides long. It is a transcript of the gene tmem230b, whose product is annotated as transmembrane protein 230b. The transcript is spliced from 3 exons. The record is from RefSeq and is a predicted model, not a curated record. The coding region runs from base 182 to 541 and encodes 119 amino acids. Gene Ontology annotation, biological process: synaptic vesicle transport. Gene Ontology annotation, cellular component: synaptic vesicle; endomembrane system. NCBI's taxonomy places the organism in Eukaryota, Metazoa, Chordata, Actinopteri, Syngnathiformes, Syngnathidae.